AUGGAUGUUUUAUUCUUCGAGUAUUUCCGAUGUGGUUCACGAGACAAGGAUUACGAUGAAUAUCUGCAGGCUAUGUCAGAUGCUGCACAAAUCCUCAAAGUUCACCAAGGAAAGAGAGGUGUUCCGAGGGUCCAUGAAAUUAGAGUCAGUUGGUGCAACCGAGCUGAUUUUGCAGACGUCCUCAAAGAAUAUAACGACAUUGAAGGUCUUGAGAAGGCGACUCUCAUUGCUCAUGACCACUACAAUCAGGCGGGUGCAAGCAACAGAUGCAGCGAUGAUUGGGAUUCAAUGGUUGCUGCUGCAUCCGACGGCGAACUGGCUGGCUACUCCUUUGAUACAGACCAAUUCGACCACACGAAUGUCAACCUUCGAGAAGAAGCUCGGGAGCUGGACGAAGAGAUUGAAGAAUGGAAAGCUAGGAAGGAGCACAAGAAAUCCCCUUCUCCUACUUCUAAGAAAUUUUGA
Messenger RNA from Cadophora gregata, 465 nucleotides. RefSeq lists its product as uncharacterized. NCBI's taxonomy places the organism in Eukaryota, Fungi, Ascomycota, Leotiomycetes, Helotiales, Ploettnerulaceae. Bases 1 to 465 code for a protein of 154 amino acids. The record is from RefSeq and is a predicted model, not a curated record. The transcript has a single exon.